This is a messenger RNA of Pseudovirgaria hyperparasitica, 345 nucleotides long. RefSeq lists its product as uncharacterized. The transcript has a single exon. The record is from RefSeq and is a predicted model, not a curated record. The coding region runs from base 1 to 345 and encodes 114 amino acids. NCBI's taxonomy places the organism in Eukaryota, Fungi, Ascomycota, Dothideomycetes, Acrospermales, Acrospermaceae.
AUGUCACAUUUAAAACUUGUUCGCAAGAAAUCAGGUGAGGCUGUAAAAUCCCCUCUACGGCCUUCUACUUCGUCUAGUACUUCCACAAAAGCUGUUCAUUUCAGCGAGAAUCUUGAGCAAAUUCGACACUUUCUCCGAAGCAAGUGCACGGCAUCUAUAAGUGCAGACUCAUCGCCGACCGACGAGGCGCAACAAUAUACAUCAACCCUUCCAGAUCCAUCAAAGAUUUCGCCCUGUCAGUACACGCGCUGGGAGGCACUUCACACAAUCUUCAUAGGGGUUCACGAGACAGAGAUCUCGUUCAACUCCAUGAUUUCGACCUAUCCUCGGAUCGUCAAAGCCUGA